Molecule: messenger RNA, 1558 nt
Organism: Colletes gigas
Lineage: Eukaryota; Metazoa; Arthropoda; Insecta; Hymenoptera; Colletidae
Gene: temp
Product: protein prenyltransferase alpha subunit repeat-containing protein 1
Exons: 3
Coding region: 272-1558 (428 amino acids)
Biological process (GO): protein prenylation
Cellular component (GO): cytoplasm
Molecular function (GO): protein prenyltransferase activity
Source: RefSeq, a predicted model, not a curated record
AUUUUUAGAAUUCUUAUGCGGGGGUCGGACAUUGUUUUGAUUGAAAUAUUUUACCUCGUCAGCAGAAAAUGAAGUAUUCACUGAUUAGACGAGUUUCUCCUUAUAAGGAAACUUCAAACGGCAUCGCAGUAUAUCCCCCAACACUUCCGCAGAAAAACGCUACAUCGUGCCUGCAUUGAAAGGUGCAGCAAGAGAAACAGAAGGGUUAAUUGUGUAUUGGUUUACACUUGAUUCCCCGAGACAUGUAACGAACGGUAGUGGGAAGAUUACAAUGCAAGACGAUAUUUUCCCGGCGGCAGAGAAAAUCCUUUCCGACAUCGAAAAUGUGGUGAAGAAGAAUCCGUCACUGAAAAGUUUCGAAAUAAUUCCCGCGGAGGAUAACGAAAAUAAAUCACCGGUGUAUCAUCAGGAAGACAGUCUUGGAUUGGCGUCAUGGUGCGUGCAACCGCUAUACUGUUAUGCCCAUCGUCGGCUUUUUGAACUACGCCAGAACAAACACAGACGAGAGGAGCCCAGUACGAUAGCAAGAUGGUUGCUGGGCGCUCUUUUGUUAAAUCCAGAAGUGACGACGUUUUGGAACAUGAGACGGGAGCUAGUGAGGAGUCAGAAGCUAGAAGCGUCAGAGGAGUUCGCUUUCUCGCGGUUGGUGCUUUACCAUAAGCCAAAAUGUUUCGAGGCGUUCGCUUAUCGACGAUGGUUACUGUCGUACGUGUUGAACGGAAAAGACAGCCGUUACGAUCCCGACCUGACGGAAUCGCCGCUCUGCACAGAAUUGAACGUCGCGGCUACCUGCGCGGACAGGUACGGGAAUAACUACGACGCGUGGAGUCACAGGCGUCACGUGAUGGCUUUACGCGAGUCGCGAGGAUUCACUUAUCCGACGCUCGAAAGCGAGUGGAAGAAUUCUCUUGCUUGGUGUCAACGACACGUGUCCGAUUACAGCGGGCUUUCCUAUCGACAGUUCUUAUUGCAGAGAUACAUGUUCGAGUUCAAAGAACUGCCGAGAGAUUCGUUGAUAAAGUGUCCGGAGGACGAGGAGCAAUGCAAGGACGAAUUGUACGCGUACGUUAAAUCAAACGUCAGUGCGGCGGGUGACAGGCACAAGUUGCAAAGGUUGUUCGAAACGAUGCGCACGGAAUUCAGGCCAGCCUCGUCGAGAACGGAACCGCAAACGUACUUCUGCGCUUUCUCCUAUUGGGCGGAGGAAUGUCGCGUGAACGAGAGCACCAUUUACACGUACAACGAUUACGAGGCCCUCUGGUGUCACCGUAGGUUCCUCGCGUAUCUUCUCGUGCGUUUUAUCGCAUUGUACGUAAAGCAUUCCUACCGCAGGGACGACCGUGACGAAAAGUCGAUCGAAACGAAAGAUGUUCAGGUAAAGUUGUUAGUGGCGACGGACGACGACGUGACGUUUUGCCACGAUUUGCUCGUGGAAGCGUUCCGCACGCGUACACGGAAGAUCGCCGAUCUCGCGGCGAAACGAGAUCAGCACGAAAAGAUGCUCGUCGAGAGGUUCUUCAAGUUUCUACGGAGUAUCGGAUUCGAGAUCAGGUCGUGA